UGCAUCGUGACUUCUUAUCACUGGCAAAGUCCCCUGCAACUCCGAUCAUUUCUCCUGCUGCUGCUCGCCGCCCGAAGGCGCUCUUUCAGGUGUACGGCACUCAAGAACAUAUACUCAAAACAUGGCGACACGGCAGCCGCACAAGAUGCCGCUCCGUGCACUUUUUACGAUAUUUCUCUUCUUCGUGCUGGUUCUCGACUGUUCUUCUUCCUCGCUCUGGCUUCGCGAAGACCAGCGCUUCAUGUUGCCGCAAAACAGGGGUUUUUCAUGGGUGAACACGGACGGCCAAAAUCACGGUAUGGGUACCGAGACUUGGAGGCAAGCGUUGCACCGAGGGAGAGAGCGGAGAGCGGCACCGCAAAUGCACCAGCACGAUAACCGCAGGAGUGCGUCAGACUCACCGCCGCUCAAGGUGUAUGGAAAGGCCGAGCUGAACGACUCCCACAAUCAGAUGGUGGUGCACUGGGCCGGGGAGAAGAGCAACGUGAUCGUGGCCCUAGCCAGAGACAGCAGUGGGGCUUCAGGGCCCAGGACCAGCUCGGUCUAUGUGUCCUAUGACUACGGCACCGCCUUCGUGGACAUCUCAAACAACUUCCAGCUCUCUGGUGAAAAAGUGGGCAACAAGGAGGCCAUUGCCCAAUUCUACCACAGUCCUGCCGAUAACAAGAGGUAUCUCUUCGCAGACACGGCUAACAGCUAUCUUUGGAACACAUUCGACUUCUGCAAGACCGUCCGGGGCUUCUCAGUCCCCUUCAAGCCCACCGACCUGCUGCUGCACAGCACUAGACCCAACCUGGCACUGGGCUAUGACAGCUCUCACCCCAACAAACAGCUGUGGAAAUCGGACGACUUUGGCGAGACGUGGGUGCUGAUUCAAGAACAUGUCAAAUCCUACUUUUGGGGGGUGGAGCCGUACGACCCUCCCACCACUGUGCUGGUGCAGCGGCACGAGCCGCAGGGCGUGUCCAGCGUCAUCAGCAGCACCGACUUCUUCCAGAGCGAGCAGAACCGCCGGCUCAUCCUGGAGCAGGUCGACAGCUUCCAGCUCCGCGACAAGUACAUGUUCGCCACCACCACCAGGACGCUGCUGGGGAGCAAGGAGCCCUCCUCUGUCCAGCUGUGGGUGUCCUACAACCGUCAGCCAAUGAGAGCCGCCCAGUUCAUGACCCGGCACCCCAUCACUGAGUACUACAUCGCUGAUGCUUCUGAGGACCAGGUGUUUGUGUGUGUGAACCACAUCAACAACGUCACUCACCUGUACAUCUCAGACUCUGAGGGCCUGUCCUUCUCGCUCUCCCUGGAGAACGUGCUCUACUACAGCCCAGAGGGCACCGGCAGCAACACCCUCAUCAGGUACUUUGCAAACGAGCCUUUUGCAGACCUGCACCGUGUGGAGGGUCUGCGGGGAGUCUUCAUCGCCACGCUCAUCAACGGCUCCCUGAGUGAGGAGAACAUGCGCUCUGUCAUCACCUUCGACAAGGGGGGCACCUGGGAGCUGCUGCAGCCCCCUGCUGCCGACAGCCUGGGGGGCAUGCUGGACUGCCAGCUCUCUAAGGGCUGCUCUCUGCACCUGGCUCAGCGCUGGAGCCAGCUGCUCAACGUGCAGCUCCGCAGAAUGCCCAUCCUGUCCAAGGAGUCUGCGCCUGGCCUCAUCAUGGCAACAGGAUCCGUGGGCCGCAGCCUGGCCAACAAGCCCAACGUGUACGUGUCCAGCAGCGCAGGGGCGCGGUGGAGAGAGGCCCUGGCUGGCCCUCACUUCUACUCCUGGGGAGACCAUGGGGGCAUCCUGAUGGCCAUUAUGCAGGGCAGCCCCACCACCAAGCUCAAGUUCAGCACAAACGAGGGGGAGACGUGGACGGAGUUCCAGUUCUCCUCCAGGGAAGUGUACGUGUACCAGCUGCUGACGGAGCCGGGGGAGAAGAGCACCGUCUUCACCAUCUUCGGCUCCUACGCCUACCAGGAGCACAGCUGGCUCAUCCUGCAGGUCAACGCCAGCGACGCCCUGGGUGUGCCGUGCACAGAGGGAGACUACAAGCGCUGGUCUCCGUCUGACGAGCGAGGGAACGCCUGCCUGCUGGGCCGCGAGAUGGUGUUCAAGCGUCGCACGCCCCACGCCACCUGCUUCAACGGGGAGGACUUCGACCGGCCCGUCACCGUGUCCAACUGCUCCUGCACACGACAGGACUACGAGUGUGACUACGGCUUCAAGCUGAGUGAGGACCUGUCCCUGGAGGUGUGCGUGCCUGAUCCGGAGUUUUCGGGGAAGCUGUACGCUCCCCCCGUACCCUGCCCGGUGGGCACCACGUACCGCCGCAGCAAAGGGUACCGGAAGGUGUCAGGGGACACUUGCAGCGGGGGUGAUGUGGAAGCCAGGUUGAACGGAGAGAUGCUACCAUGUCCUGUGGGAGAGAGCAACGAGUUCAUCCUUUACGCCAUACGAAACUCCAUCCACCGCUACGACCUGUCCACUGGCAUGGACCAGCCUCUGCCCCUCUCUGGCCUGCGGGAAGCCGUCGCCCUGGACUUCGACUACGAGAUGAACUGUCUGUACUGGGCUGACAUUGCGCUGGACACCAUACAGAGACUGUGUCUGAACGGCAGCUCUGGGCAGGAAGUCAUCGUCAGGAGAGGCCUGCAGAACGUGGAGGCUUUGACCUUUGACCCCAUCAGCAGGCUGCUGUACUGGGUGGACGCCGGGUCUCAGAAGAUUGAGGUGGCCAAUCCUGAAGGGGACCUGCGCCGAACCCUGCUCAACUCCUCCGUGCUGGAGCACCCCAGAGCUCUGGUCCUGAUGCCUGGGGAGAGCCUGAUGUUCUGGACGGACUGGGGCGAGCGUGCCGCGGGGGUGUACCGCAGCUGGAUGGACGGGUCCAACCUCUCCUGCAUCGUUUCGGAGGGGGUGCGCUGGCCCAACGGCAUCGCGGUGGAUGAGCACUGGCUGUACUGGACGGAGGCUUUCGGGGACCGCAUCGAGAGGGCGGACUUCGACGGCAAGCAGCGCAGCGUGCUGAUGGAGGGCCUGCCCCACCCCUACGCCAUCGCCGUCUUUAAGAACGACAUCUACUGGGACGACUGGUCCAGGAUGGGCAUCUUCAAGGCCCCUAAAUCGGGCUCUUCGGACGGCGAGCAGCUGGUGGGCAGGCUGUCGGGAGUCAUGGAUCUCAAGAUUUUCUACAAGGGCAAAACCAGAGGUCACAACGCCUGUGCUGACCAGCCCUGUAGCCUGCUCUGCCUACCCCAACCGGGCCACCGCCAUACCUGCGUCUGCCCAGAGGGGGCGCCCACCACCCAGCUGCCCUCGGGAGAGGUGCAGUGCCAGUGUCCCAGCGGAUACCGGCUGCAAAACAACACCUGUGUGAAGACAGAGCACACCUGUCUGCCCAACCAGUACCGGUGCUCCAACGGCAAGUGCAUCAGCAGCAUCUGGAAGUGCGACAGCGACAACGACUGUGGGGACAUGAGUGACGAGCAGGAGUGCCCCACAACCUCAUGUGACCCGGCUGUGCAGUUCCGCUGUGUGGUCUCAGGGUCUUGCAUCCCUCUGGCCUUCAAGUGUGACCACGAGGACGACUGUGGAGACAACAGCGAUGAGGAGCACUGUGAGAGUCACCAGUGCGGACAGGGAGAGUUCACCUGCGCUCGGGGUGUGUGCAUCCGAGAGGCCUGGCGCUGCGAUGGAGACAACGACUGCAGGGACUGGUCUGAUGAGGCCAAUUGCACAGUGGGACACCACACCUGUGAGGCCAGCAGCUUCCAGUGUCACACAGGCCACUGCAUCCCACAGCGCUGGGUGUGUGACGGGGACGAUGACUGCCAGGACGGCUCGGACGAAGAGCCUUCGCAUUGCGGAGGACCUCACUGCAAUGGCUUCCUGUGCAGCAACGGCACCUGUCUGGCCUCCAGUGCACACUGCAAUGGUGUGGAAGACUGCCCAGGGGGCGCUGAUGAGCAGCACUGCGAUCCUCUCUGCACGCGCUACAUGGAGUUUGUGUGCCGGAAUCGCGCACAAUGCCUCUUCCAGUCAUUGGUCUGCGACGGCGUCCGUCACUGUGCUGACGGAUCUGACGAAGACGCCAACUAUGCUGGCUGUUCCGGGAGUCCUGAGUUUGAAAAGACCUGCGAUGCCAACAGCUUCCAGUGUGAGAACGGGGUGUGUGUGAGUCUGGAGUGGAAGUGUGACGGCAUGGACGACUGCGGAGAUUACUCCGACGAGGCCAACUGCGGCUCUCCCACAGAGGAGCCCGGCUGCUCGCGGUACUUCCAGUUCGAGUGCGGUAACGGCCGCUGUGUGCCCACCUGGUGGAAGUGUGACGGGGAGAACGACUGCGGGGACUGGUCAGAUGAGUCUGAGUGCACAGGAGGGGUCACCCCCCACACCCCGGCCCCUGGCCCUCUCACCUGCUCCCCUAACCGAUUCCGCUGCGGCUCGGGGGCCUGCAUCGUCAAUAACUGGGUGUGUGACGGCUAUGCCGACUGUCCCGACGGCUCCGACGAAGCGGGCUGUCCCACAGGCUCCAAUAGCACGGUGGCUUCGCCCACCACCCCUCCCACGCGCCCCCACCCUCCGGGCCGCUGCAGCAGGGGCCAAUUCCUUUGCCGCCACCCCCCUACCUGCAUCCCAGACUGGCAGCGCUGUGAUGGACACAGCCACUGCCGGGACGGCUCCGACGAGACCGACUGCCCGACCCGCGGGCCCCUGGUCUGUGUGAACGGGACACUGUGCGCCGACGGCGAGGCUUGCGUGGCCGACAGCGAGCGCUGCGACGGCUUCAUCGACUGCUCCGACCACAGCGACGAGGACAACUGCUCCACCGACUCCCGCGUCUACAAAGUGCAGAACCUGCAGUGGAGCUCCGACUUCUCCGGCGCGGUGACCCUCACCUGGUCCCGGCCCAAAAACCUGCCCCUCUCCUCCUGCUCCUACAUAGUCUACUACAGGUUGGUGGGGGCGCAGACGUGGACGCCAGUGGAGACUCACAGUAAUAAGUGCAGCUACAGCCUGACGGUGCUGAGGCCAGACUUCACCUACCAGGUGAAGGUGCAGGUGCAGUGUCUCAGCAAGCUGCACAAGACCAACGAGGUGCUGACACUGCGCACGCCCGAGGGAUUGCCAGAUCCACCUAGAGAUUUGCAGCUGUCCCCCGACAAAGGAGAGGACGGCACUGUGGUCUGUUCCUGGAACCCUCCCGACAAAGCCCACGGUCUGAUCCGGGAAUACAUUGUGGAGUACAGCGAGAGUGGCAGUGUGGAGUGGUCGUCCCAGCGCAGCACUGGCACCAGGGCGGAGGUCAGAAGCCUGCACCCCAGCGCCCUCUACAGGUUCAGAGUGGCAGCUGUGACCAGCCGUGGUGUGGGUAACUGGACGGAUGUGAAAUCCAUCACCCCAGAGAAAGCUCUGCCGCCCCCUACAGUUGCUGUGGACAAAAAUACAGAGGACUCCAUCACCCUGACUUUCAGCUUCAGCUCCCAGUAUAAGGUGGACCAGUACAUGGUCCUCUUGUCCUGGGUGUUCAACGCUCACGUGAAGGAAAGCAGGAAUUUGACUACUGCGGAGAGGACUCUGACAGUGACUAACCUCACCGCUGGGACCACGUACGAGCUGGCUGUGUGGGCCCACACCAGCGUAGGAGACAGUCCCUCUGUGCUGACCUCUGCUGUGACACAGGGCGUCCAGCCUGCCCCGCCCGUCCUCAAGGCCCGUGCUCUCAACCAGAGCUCUGUGGACUGCAGCUGGACCGGCCCGGUAGCUGAGAUGUACGGCGUGUUCUUCUCCACCUCCUUCCUGGACCUGUACCGCAGCCCCGGCAGGCAGAACAGCAGCAGCAGCAGCCUUACGGUCACCGUGGACAGCGGCGAGCAGUACCUCUUCUUCGUGCGGGUGAUUUCACCCUACAUGGGUCCUCCCUCUGAAUACGCCGUGGUGAAGAUGAUCCCCAGCGGCAGGCUGCCCCCCCGCAACCUGCACAGAGUGCGGGUGGAGAAGACCCAGGCCACGCUCAAGUGGCAGCCGCCCUACGACUCCCCCAGCACCCCGCUGACCUACGUGGUGCACGUGAAGGACAUGAUCCGAAAGACGGAGGCCAACUACAGGGUGAACACACAGAACAACACGGUGGAGUACAUCCUGAAAGGCCUGGAGCCGGGCGGCCGCUACAGCGUCACCGUGCGUCUCAACAACAUGAGCAAGGAGGCCAGCUACACCCUCAAUACAGUUCCCCUGGCGGCUCCGGAGGCCCUGAAGAUCCUGACAGAGAGCGAUCACGUCUUCCUGCUGUGGAAGAGCCUGGCGGUGAAGGAGAAGAGCUUCAACGAGAGCCGGGGCUACGAAAUCCACGUCUACGACAGCGUGACCAACUCCACCUCGUGCCUGGGCAACACCACAGACACCGUCUUCAAGGUCACCAGCCUGCUGGUGGGACACAACUACACCUUCUCUGUGCAGGCACGCUGUCUGCUGAACGGUCAGCUGUGCGGGGAGCCGGCCCUGCUGCUGUACGACAGCCUGGGGACAGGCCCGGGCGAUAAGGCGGCCUCUCAGUCAGGAAAGACGGGGGACAUGGCGGUGGUGGUGGUGCCCGUGCUCUUCCUGCUGCUGCUGGCCCUGUGCGGGGGACUCGUGGUGCUGUACAUGAGACACCGGCGCCUCCAGCACAGCUUCACAGCCUUCACCAACAGCCACUACAACUCCCGCCUGGGCUCGGCCAUCUUCUCCUCUGGAGAUGAGCUGGGUGACGACGACGAGGACGACCCAAUGAUCAGCGGCUUCUCCGACGACGUUCCCAUGGUGAUAGCGUAGAGGGAGGGGGUGCGCUUUGCACCCUACUACCCAGCCCCGGCCCCCAAUUCCAAACUCGUCCCUCUCCCCACACCCUCCACACCCCUUGUUGCCCUAACGCGUCCCUCUCUGAUCCUGGCCGUGUGCCAAGGGUGUGCCAGCGCCCCCUGGAGCCCGCCUGCGAGGGUCCAGGAUUUAAGGAAGAAAGCGAAAGAAAAAGAAAGAGAUAUUUUUGAAAUUUAUGAUGCACUUUUUUUCGGAGGCGCAAUAACUUAUUUUUUUAUAUACUAUAUAUUGUGGGGAAAGGACUUGUAGGCGGAAACUGAAGCAGCCAGCUGUGAAGGAAAUGAAUUUCGUCCCCUACCGAGCGCUGGACCAGCGUGAGACAGACCGCUCACCUGGGCUGCAGGCUCACCCAGCAGAUCACCUGAAGCCAAAACAGACACUUAUCAAACCCAUACAGCCAACGCAAAAAUACACACCUGUAUAUACAGUAUAAUGUGAUUUUUCGAACGCUCUGUGAAAAGAGGAGGGUACUUUGGCUCUUUGGAACACGGUAAACUGCACAGGGUCAGUGUCGCUGGAAAUGGCACAGUGGUGUUUUUCAUUUCACACCCUUAAUGAAGUGGAAUAAAUUGGUCAUGCAAUUAGAACGGCGAGAAUUAAUCAGAAGUUAAUUAAAAAUCCACAAAGAAGGAAGCGUAGCUCAUGCUCAGUAGAGCACAGGUCUUGGUGCGUACGGAACCACUGGGAGCAGUGGUUGAGGUAUGUCAGUGGAGAAAGCAGUUGGAACUCUUUUCUAUUAUAUUGGCUAGCUCUCAAAAGAGUCAACUGCCCUUAAUGGAUGUUUCCCAAAUGCGUAUGUGUAGGUACUUAGAAAAUGUAUCUUCUCAAAAUUCAGCACAAUAUCUUAGGACCAGUCUUGUAACAGAAAACACUCUGACACUGGAGGUCCCUCAAAGGCAGUUUGACUUCAUUCAAAACCUGUGAAGGUCUACUGCACACUGCUGCCGCCUGUCAGUAGAACUGCCUCCACAUCAUUGGUGUUAUCAAAGAAAAGCUUCAUUUACUGUAACAUUGCAUUUCCAAAUGGCCUGCCAAAACUAUUGCAGAGUGGCUACAAAUUGCCCCUCCUCUCCACAAAGAAACAAUGCCUGCGCACCAUGAGGUGGGUUACCAUCUCCCGCAUCCGUGCUGUCAGGAUGUCAGGGUCUCUGCAGUGAAUGUACUCCAGCUGAUGUGCUCAGGGAAAGGGAGUCUGAGUCCGCAGAGAUGCUGACCCUCCACAGUCAUCCCAACCAUAGUCCAAGGCCCUGCCGUCUGAUCACGUGAGAAUGAAACCGCUUCUGUGUCUGCUCUUAAAGCAGUUGAGGGAGUUUUGGCGACAGUGACCUCUGUGCAGUGCAGUCUUACUACAGAGCCCAAACCAUUUAUGUGUGUUAAUGUGCCAAGCUUGCAGAAAAGGUUUAAAAAUGGAAAAAAAAGAAAAUGAUCGCUGUUUCUGUAAGCCCCAUCCCCCCUCACCUCCAGCCCCAACCUCCACUAACUCCCAAGCCUCUUGUUGUUCAGAUUGAAAGGAGAUAUGUGUGUGCGUGUGUGCGUGUUUAUUUUGUAGAUGAAGAGCCAUCGUAACUGGAAGUGGGGCUUUUUUCUUUGUAAGAUUUGCUUUAUGAAUGUAUUUUAUAAAUGUAUGAUUCGGCUCUGAGGCAAUGUGGGGAUCGGUCAUGUUUUCCGACCCGUUUCUGCAUGACCUGCCCCUUCACGGCAAACAGACACGCCCUCUGUGGGUUUUUAGGGUGACGGUGUCAGGUGUGUCUCGCACAGAUGAACACCUGCCCGCCUGAGCCCUCCACCUGUCCCCCAGGUAAAGAGCGGGGUCGGCCCGCAGCGAGCACUACGACGCUGGCCCCGGCGCUCUCCGUCUCAUCACUGUCCCCAGCUGUGUCUGUGCGGGGGUGUCCCCCCCGUCGCUGUCUCGGCCCCCAUCAUUGCAGGGCUGCUCUCUUCCCACUGUGUUCUCGUGACGUUCUAAAGGUACUCGUGUUUUACUUUGUCCUUGCUUGUCGUUACUAUCGGUCCAAUUGAGAAUCGUAGUGAAUACGGCAGUAAUAAUGGUGUCCUUCAGUGCGAUCUGACAUUUUUUUUGUUCUUCGGUUUACCACUUAUUGCCUUAUGGGAGCGCACUGAGUUUGUAGGUGUUGUUCACACAGACACAUACACACGGAUUUGAUGUGACACCUAAGGUUAAUGGCCUGUGUCUUGAAUGAUAUUUUGACCUCGUUACCAGUAAGCAGAUAUUUGUGGGUCUGUUGGAUAAAUCUGUCCUAUGUAAAUUUUCGAAGGUCCACAAGUCUGUAACAGCACGGCACAUAUCCCACCGAUUUUAUGUAAUCUCCAGUCAUAGUUUAUGUUUUUGUACAUUCUCUAACAAAUUCUUGUUCUUUGUUCUGUCAUUUUACCUUAAUUUUCCACAUGUGAAUGAUUUAUUUUGUUUUCUGUAAAUUUCAGUGCUUAAUUGUUUUUAUUGCACAAAAUAUAUUGGGACACCACCAUGUUUUAAAAUGGAUCUCCCUGGUCUAAAGGGUUUUAAGGGAAAUACAAAUCAAAUUGUUUCAGGAGAGGUACAGUUGAAGUAUGUUUUAAGAACUGCGUAUACUGAAAUAAACUUGAAGUUGUUUGA
Megalops cyprinoides (Indo-Pacific tarpon) is the source of this 9455-nucleotide messenger RNA. RefSeq names its product sortilin-related receptor-like. Gene Ontology annotation, molecular function: protein binding. Gene Ontology annotation, cellular component: Golgi apparatus; membrane. The transcript is spliced from 48 exons. NCBI's taxonomy places the organism in Eukaryota, Metazoa, Chordata, Actinopteri, Elopiformes, Megalopidae. Gene Ontology annotation, biological process: protein targeting to lysosome; protein retention in Golgi apparatus; post-Golgi vesicle-mediated transport. The record is from RefSeq and is a predicted model, not a curated record. Bases 122 to 6796 code for a protein of 2224 amino acids.